AUGGCGCGCGAGGGGACGGGGCGCGGGAGGUUCACCGAACACGUCGUCGCCGGGUACGAGAUCGAGGGAAUCUCGGUGGGGGGACAGCAGACGUCCGUCAUCGUGCCCAGACUGUCGCUGUGCUUUGACAGCGGGCGAUGUCCGCAGCGGAGCGUGUACGCGGAUCACAUGUGCGUCUCGCACACGCACAUGGAUCACAUCGGAGGGUGCGGCAUGUACGUUGCGACGAGAGGUUUGUUAAAACUGUCGCCGCCGAAGAUUUUGUUACCGAAAAGACGCGUCGACGCGUUCGCGACGUUCAUGGACGCCAUGCGGGCGCUGGACGACAGCGAACUGAGACACGAGGCGAUCGGGAUCGAGCCGGGUGAGAGAUUCGCGAUGAGUAAGUUAUUUGAGAUUGCGCCGUUCAAGACGACGCAUCCGGUGCCGAGCCAAGGGUACAUAGUGUACGGCACCAAGCAAAAGUUGAAGUCGGAGUACGCCGGUUUGGACGGCGGCGAUAUUAAAAAGCUUCGAGAAAACGGGGUCAUCGUCACCGAUAAGGUCGAGGUACCUGAGGUGGCUUUUACGGGGGAUACCACUGCUGCUUGGAUCGAUGACCCGGCGAACGUGGACGCGCUUCGAGCGAAACUUUUAAUCAUGGAAUGCACGUUUGUGGACGAUUCCGUGAGCAAGGAGGACGCGGAGGAAUAUGGGCACACGCACAUCGACGAUUUGAUCUCGCGCGCGGACAAGUUUGAAAACGAAGGCAUUUUGUUGAUUCAUUUCAGCGCGAGGUACAAGGCGGAAGAGGUUCGACGGGCGCUCGAGGCGAGACUACCAAAAAAACUCUUCGAUAAAACCACGCCGAUGCUCGUCGGGUACGACUGA
Ostreococcus tauri is the source of this 870-nucleotide messenger RNA. Its product is annotated as Beta-lactamase-like. Lineage: Eukaryota; Viridiplantae; Chlorophyta; Mamiellophyceae; Mamiellales; Bathycoccaceae. The coding region runs from base 1 to 870 and encodes 289 amino acids. The transcript has a single exon. The record is from RefSeq and is a predicted model, not a curated record.